Protopolystoma xenopodis is the source of this 660-nucleotide messenger RNA. NCBI's taxonomy places the organism in Eukaryota, Metazoa, Platyhelminthes, Monogenea, Polystomatidea, Polystomatidae. The record is from the annotation of a GenBank genome assembly.
AUGAACUCUCGCCAACCGGCAACGACGACUAAGCCGACUGACCCGUCUGGUCGAUUUGCUCACCUCCAUCAUAGGGCACAAGAUCCUGUCUUAUCGGGCACUAGUGGACACUGGCCGUCUGACUAUGUCGCUUCAUCUGCUACUUCUCCCUCAUUCCCUAAUUCGAAGUCCAGCUCAUUGUCUCCUAGUGCACCUUGCCGCCCUCCUUCACGAGUCAGUGAACUAUUUUCAGGUCUUAAAAACACCUUAAUGACGAGUAAUUUGCAGACCUCUGCAUCAACGGGUAAUCAGUCAUCUGUUGCUGGUUGUGCUGAAGACCCCGGUCUACUCGAGCUAGUCCUCUCCGCAAACAAUUUUGGAGCCAUUGAUUGUAGCACGACUGCUUCUUGCCUUAAGGAGACAGGCUCACUAAAGUUCUGUCAAGGCAAGCGGAUUUCGCCAGCUGCCAGUUCUAAUGUUUUGCUUCUGAAAGAGACUUGGCGAACUCCCAGCACACUGUCUCCUGGUCUGCGCAAGUCGCGCUCAGAUAGUGGGAAUAUUGAUAGUCUGCACGAAUGUAUCUGGGAGCAGAACGACGGCUGCCUCGAAGUGGAGGCAAACAGCGUUGAGGAGGGUGAGAGGCGCUUAUUUUCCUCCAUUCUUUCAUUGCCCUGUUCAUAA